Messenger RNA from Bolinopsis microptera, 1570 nucleotides. RefSeq names its product sphingomyelinase phosphodiesterase C-like. NCBI's taxonomy places the organism in Eukaryota, Metazoa, Ctenophora, Tentaculata, Lobata, Bolinopsidae. Gene Ontology annotation, molecular function: phosphoric diester hydrolase activity. The record is from RefSeq and is a predicted model, not a curated record. The coding region runs from base 48 to 1505 and encodes 485 amino acids. The transcript has a single exon.
AUGUAACAAGAGCUGGUUGAUGAAGUAACCUCACCUACACACACAACAUGAGUGGCGGGAACUACAAGCUGAUCCAGAUAGGAGAGAGGGAGCAGGAGGAGAGGGAGCAGCUGCUGCCCUCUGACGAACCGAAGACACAGUGCUGCACUCCUACUCGCUUCACCAUCUCAACACUGGCGGGGCUGGUGUGUCUGCUGACUGCUGUUCUCUUCUGUCUGAUCAGGUGGCCCAUCAGGAGACCAUGGUGUGACAAUAUGGGGAGAGAGGGGGUGAUGGAACCAGGACCACAGGACACUCUACUGGGCCUCAUAUCAGACAUCCACCUCAACCUGCACCCUGACGAGUGUGUGGGCCAGUCCAGCAGUGAGUACGGCGUGUUCGGUUGUGACUCAACUCUGGGGCUCCUCAACCUCACUCUGAAGGACAUGGUUACCAAGCUGCCGGGAUCUAAAAGCAGAGUGUUGGUGAUGUUAGGGGACGCUGCACAGCACCAGCCUGCUGACACCUGGGACUACAAGGUCACUCUGGACUCCAUCAGCUCAGUCUUCAAACAGUUCCAACACCACUUCCCCUCCACUCCCGUGUUCCCGACUGUAGGGAACAACGACCUCCCCGCUCAUAACACCGUCCCUGACAUUAGCUGGUACACUUCCCUGCUGAAAAUGUUCGAGCCUGCAAUCACCAGGGGUCACAAAGUUACACUUCCUGAUAAUUUCAGGGAGAUCUUCAUGUACGGGGGGUACUACUCCGCAUUGUUCGCAGAUAAGUUCACAGUCAUUUCCCUCAACACUAACCUGUUUUCUGCUAGUGUGCAGGACCGGAGCUCUCAACGAGAAUACGCGGUCUCACACUUACAGUGGCUCAGCGACACUCUUGACGCAGUGACCGGCAGAGUGGUCAUCAUCGGCCACAUUCCCCCUACCUUGUCAUUGUACGCCUUGUACCACAACAAGGUGGCCAAGGUUUCCUGGAGGCUGGAAUAUUUCGAGAACUUCAGAGAGAUCUACCGGAGACACCAUGAGAAGGUUAUUGCCAUGUUAUUUGGGCACGAGCACCAGGACACGUUUGUUGUGGAGAGGAACUCUGGCGUUGACAUGGCAACCUUCACCUUCCCCAGUGUCUCCCCCAUAUACAGUGGCCAACCAUCUUAUGGCAUUGCAGUCAUUCAGAACCAUGGUAACGAGAGGAAACUGAAGGACAUCUUUACUUAUCAUACUUGGCUAGAUUAUUAUACAAGACUUAGAAUUGAGCCUAAAUUCUUAACCUACCGGUCAUUCGGACAAAUCUUUCGUCUCAAUGAACUUACCCCCGAGGGUCUGUUCAAUAAAACUAAAAACAUUAUCGAGGAAUCAGACGGAAUGAGGUCGUUCAUGGCUGUAAAGGGUAAAGUUUACCAGGAGAGAGCAGUACCCAUGAUUAGUCCCCAUUUGUAUUAUUGUUAUACCACCAAUUUCAAUAUUGCGGCGUUUCGUUCAGUGUAUAGAAAGUUUUGGUUACGACGGUAAACCGUACAUUGUUAAUUCGUGAUUGUGGAAAUAUAAUUGAGUUGAUUGAGAAUACUGUUUUAUAA